Toxorhynchites rutilus septentrionalis is the source of this 609-nucleotide messenger RNA. RefSeq lists its product as uncharacterized. Lineage: Eukaryota; Metazoa; Arthropoda; Insecta; Diptera; Culicidae. The transcript is spliced from 2 exons. The record is from RefSeq and is a predicted model, not a curated record. Bases 1 to 609 code for a protein of 202 amino acids.
AUGAUCAAAAACUGGAAAGCCAUCGUUUGCACAGUGGUAGCAACGCUAGUGGUUGGUCGAGUUUGUGCCACCAAUCAGACGGAUUCCGAGGCAGUUCACCACGCACGGUUCAAGCGAUGGUUAACAUUCUACCCGAAUGGAGGAGCCGCGCGAAUAGUAUUGGCGGGUUUAUUUCCAAUUCGUUUCCAUCAUAACACAAAGAGGAACAUCAAUACGAUAUACAACUUGCAAACCCAAUAUUUGGUUCCGGCCAAAAUCAUUUGGCCUCUCCCGGAAAGUUAUUUCAAAAAUCGGCUCAACAACGAUUACGUGGACAACAGCCGAGGACAGCUGUACCAGACGUUGGAGAAAAUUUUGGAAAAUAUGGGUCAGAAUGGUCGCGAGUGUAUACUGAAGAUGAUUUGCGAAGUGGCGGGAAAUCCGGUGGGACAUAACGGAAUGCUGGGAGAGAUCCUCGAUGUGGUGUUUACACCCAGUGAUGCAGAAGUUAUGGAUGACGUGUAUAAACAGGCGAGAAUAGAUGGAUCCAGAGUUUCGGAUUGUGCCCAAACGUAUAAUCUUUGUCCGGUUGGUGAUGGAUUGCUCGAAAGAUUUUCGAUGAUGCUGUAA